GCGGUUGCCUCGCGCGGCGGUGACGUCAGAUCUCAGCGCCCGGUCUGCCGCGCGUGCGUCUGUAGGGCUGCCCGCUCCUUUCCGUCGUGCUGAGCCCGCUGAAGAGUCGCCAUGAGCAAGGCCCACCCUCCCGAACUGAAGAAAUUUAUGGACAAGAAGUUAUCAUUGAAGUUAAAUGGUGGCAGACAUGUACAAGGAAUACUUCGGGGCUUUGAUCCCUUUAUGAAUCUUGUCAUUGAUGAGUGUGUGGAGAUGGCAACUAGUGGGCAACAGAAUAACAUCGGCAUGGUGGUCAUACGAGGAAACAGCAUCAUCAUGUUAGAAGCCUUGGAAAGAGUCUAACCAGUGGCUGUUCAGCAGUGGAGUUCACAUACUUCCCCGAAGGACUGUUUGACUUGGGUGUAGAAUUGGGUCAUGUACAUUUUCAUUAAAAAAAAAAAAAGCUUUUUGCUAAAUAAAAAUAAACUUUUGUAAUACUCA
Messenger RNA from Myodes glareolus (Bank vole), 480 nucleotides. RefSeq names its product small nuclear ribonucleoprotein polypeptide G (gene Snrpg). NCBI's taxonomy places the organism in Eukaryota, Metazoa, Chordata, Mammalia, Rodentia, Cricetidae. Gene Ontology annotation, biological process: spliceosomal snRNP assembly; mRNA splicing, via spliceosome. The record is from RefSeq and is a predicted model, not a curated record. Gene Ontology annotation, molecular function: RNA binding. Gene Ontology annotation, cellular component: U12-type spliceosomal complex; U1 snRNP; P granule.